AGCCGGGCCUGAUAUUGGCCGCCGGAGCCGGAGUCAAAACCGAAAGUCGCAAAGGUAACGUUGAAGACGUUGUAACCACUUAUUCAUUUGCUGCCAACAAUUCACGCAAAUCUACUGCGAUGGCGACUGCACUCAGUUCAAUCGCGACAAGCCCAUAUAGUGAUGCACGGAGCAGCACUGAUGUCCUGAUAUCGCUUUCAAUUUCCUUCCAGCUGUACCGAUUGUGAUGGCAAGCCAUGGUCUACAGGGGACCUAGCAAAGGAUGUCAGACUUGCCGGCGUCGGCGAGUCAAGUGCGACGAGGCUCGCCCGCAAUGUGGCAAUUGCAUCAAGCGGAAACAACAGUGUCCUGGCUACCGAGACUCAUUCGAUGCCGUGCACAAAGAUGAGACGUUGGCCACUUCUCUGAAGAACUCAUCGAAGAAGAGUCCCGGAACGGACGUUGUCGAUGAAACAAUCGCCUCGGAUUCAAACUAUGCCGGCUCGACUGCGCAACUUUCGACACCUUCACCCUCUCAAAGCGAUAGUCUAGUCAUGCUUGUCAGCCCGUCACGAAACGUAGAGACUGAAUGUCUGACAUACUUCUUCGCAAACUAUGUCGACAUCCCUCGAGACCCCAGCACCAACAUCUUUAUCGAGCACAUUCUCCCCCUUUACAUCAGCGCUCCUCUGGAAUCGGCCUUGACUCAUGCUGCCAACGCCGUAGCCAUAAAUGUCGCGCAGAUGUGGAUGCAAAGAGGCAUUGACUCCUCCCUAGCCCGAGAAAGCUAUGCCAAAGCUGUGAGCCUGGUCCAAUAUGCUUUGCAAGACCCAGUCCAGUCCAGGACUGAUGAUACACUGGCCGCAGUAUUCUUGCUUGACUUUUAUGAUUCUCUGAACAAACGCUUUGUAGGAUUCAUCGACACUGGCAUGCAUCAACAAGGAGCCAUGGCCCUUCUUCGACACAGAGGCAAAGAGAACUUCGAGAGUGCAACCUCCCGGCGCCUGUUCACCGCAUUGAGAAGUCGCCACAUCAAUUUCUCGCUGCAGGCGGGCAAGAAGGUGCAACUCGAUGGCGAUCUACUAGCCGAAGAGACUGCCCUUCUGCCUUCUGCAAAGCUCGACCUCAUCAACGCCGAACUCGCAGAUUUACAUGUCACCGUUCCCGACGGUCCCGAGGCCAUGGGUGUAGGAUUGGUCGAAUUCUACCAGACCAUCAUGCAGCAAGCGCUCGUGAUUGACGAAAAGUUACAAGCAUGGAGGGACUCACUUCCGGAGUCGUGGCGACCAGUCGCUAUUCCUGCAUCACAGCUCCAUCCGACAAUCAGAGCAGCUGGCGUCUAUGGGGAUACCGUUGACGUAUACACGUCGUUGACAGUUUCGCACAUCAACAAUGCUGCUCGAAGUUCCCACGUCGGCGCCCUUCGGCUCAUCUCAUUGUGCAGAAGGGAGCUAGAAGCACUCGGCGUUGAGGCUGAUCCUGAUCUAGGCCAAUACCUUCACACACAGAUGCAAGAGAUCGCGGAUCGUUUCUGCGCAUCAAUACCUUAUCACCUCGGGAAUCGAACUACGCUCACGUUUCCCCACGAACACCGCGAAUAUCCCCAUGUCCCCAUCGAGCUACGCCGCCUCGCAAAUUACGUCGACCCCUUUGGCAACCCCGUCGAGAUGACUCAGGAAGACCACAUUCGGGCCGCUGCUGCUAUUGGUGGAUGGUUUAUAAUGACACCGUUGAUGGGCUUUCUGAGGGCGCCGUUUCUAAGAUCGCGAAACGCCAUACCUGGCCCAUUAGUGAGCACUUUGCGAUAUGGUCAGCUCGACUGGGUUCGCGGCCAGAUGCAACGACUCCAAAGAAUAUAUGGCUUACCAGCUAAUGGAACCCCUGAAUGGAAAUACCCCCUGAGGACCAUCGGUACAGGGGCUGGCCAUAAAGAGGUCCUCAAGGAGACCUUUUGGAAUCGUCAGCUUUGGCAAGUAUGAGGGUUGAAAGAAGCCGGCAAUCACAAAAUGAAGCAAUGCCAGCAAUUCACAUGGCUGCGACAGCAGAAACUUGUGACCGGCACCCUCGGCCGCCUCAUGACAGAACGCGAACGGUUGCCACUGCAAUC
Molecule: messenger RNA, 2086 nt
Organism: Exophiala viscosa
Lineage: Eukaryota; Fungi; Ascomycota; Eurotiomycetes; Chaetothyriales; Herpotrichiellaceae
Exons: 2
Coding region: 237-1958 (573 amino acids)
Biological process (GO): regulation of DNA-templated transcription
Molecular function (GO): zinc ion binding; DNA-binding transcription factor activity, RNA polymerase II-specific
Source: RefSeq, a predicted model, not a curated record